GCGCUCCCCGCACUGCUGAGGAGCGGAGCCUCCGCCUGGGGCUCCCCGUUUUUUGCCUGUUUCCCCGCAACUACCCGUCCCCACCCCAGCUCCCAUUGGCUGGGCCAACUGUGGUGUGGCUGUCGCCGUUCGUCGGAGGAGCCUUAAUCGGCCACCUGCCGCGUUCCACAGCCUCCUUGCAUCUCGGAUUUCGGGGCGGCAUCUUUUCCCUCCCCCAUCUUUCCCUGCUUCUUUGCACCCCGCUUUUUCUGCGUUCCGCCAGGGUUUUGUAGCCGUCUGUUUUUUUGCACCCCCCUUUUUUUUGCUUUGCUUCUAGGCGGGGUGUAGGGUGAAGCUGUCUUGGCAUCCCUUUCCCCUGGUUAUCUUUCCCUGUUUAGACAGCCCCCCUUUCUAUCGCAGUCGGGGGGGGCCUAGCCGCGGCGCACCUCCGCUACGCUGCCAGCAGACCACAGCGAGUGGCUGUGCACCCCGGAAUUUGCAGCAGCUGCAUAUCUGAGCGGAGUCUCCCUCGCCUCGCUCCCCGCGCAUUUGGGUGCGUGGAGGGCUUCAGCGUGCGACGCCCCCGCUUCUCCGCAGCCCCCCGCAGCGCGCCGGGACUCGCCCCGUGCCGCCAAGAUGGUCAUCCAGAAAGAGAAGAAGAGCUGCGGGCAGGUGGUUGAGGAGUGGAAGGAGUUCGUGUGGAACCCGCGGACGCACCAGUUCAUGGGGCGCACCGGGACCAGCUGGGCCUUCAUCCUCCUCUUCUACCUCGUCUUCUAUGGCUUCCUCACGGCCAUGUUCACCCUCACCAUGUGGGUGAUGCUGCAGACUGUCUCUGAACACACUCCCAAGUACCAGGAUCGACUGGCCACACCAGGCUUGAUGAUUCGCCCCAAGACUGAGAACCUCGACGUCAUUGUCAACAUCAGUGAUGCCGAGAGCUGGGAGCAGCAUGUCCAGAAGCUCAACAAGUUCUUAGAGCCUUACAACGACUCCAUCCAAGCUCAAAAGAACGACGUCUGCCGCCCUGGUCGAUAUUAUGAGCAGCCAGAUAAUGGGGUUCUCAACUAUCCAAAGCGUGCCUGCCAGUUCAACCGGACUCAGCUGGGCAAUUGCUCUGGCAUUGGGGACCCUACCCACUAUGGUUACAGCACUGGACAGCCCUGUGUCUUCAUCAAAAUGAACCGGGUCAUCAACUUUUAUGCAGGGGCAAAUCAGAGUAUGAACGUGACCUGUGUUGGCAAGAGAGAUGAAGAUGCCGAGAAUCUUGGCCACUUCGUCAUGUUCCCCGCCAAUGGCAACAUUGACCUCAUGUACUUUCCCUACUACGGCAAAAAAUUCCAUGUGAACUAUACACAGCCCUUGGUGGCUGUGAAGUUCCUGAAUGUGACCCCCAACGUGGAGGUGAACGUAGAAUGCCGCAUUAACGCUGCCAACAUCGCCACAGAUGAUGAGAGAGACAAGUUCGCGGGCCGCGUGGCCUUCAAACUUCGAAUCAACAAAACCUGAGGCUCCCCUUCCCCCCACUUUCCUGUGGAUGCUUCUGGAAUGUCCUUGACCCUGCCUGAUCCCUCCCUCACCCACCCCAAAGGUAUUUUUUAUAACAGAGCUAUGACUUGUCUGCGCCUCACAUCCCUGUAAGCCUCAACUUCUCAAGCCAGCCUGAUGUCCACACCAUUUCCAACCUCUUCCAACCUUAGCUUAGCCAGAGACAGAUAGAUGGCUAUCAGGAUGGCCGCAGAGGACUUAGGAGCUUUCUAGUCGGGAGCUGGAGCUGUUACUCAGUGAUAGAGGACGCGCCUGGCAUGCCCAAGGGCCUCAGCUCUGCUGGACUCUUCCUAGUUUGAGUUUAUGAGUGAGAUGUCCCAGCUCCUGCCUCAGUUUCAACUCCCACCCCCUGAGAGCUAUAGAAAAUGGCCAUGAACCCACCCACCUAUAUUCUCACCCCUUCCCCUCCCCUCCACAGGCCCCUUUCCCUCACCUCAUAGGCCCCUCCUCACCUCCACAUACCCCUCUCCCUCACCUCACAGGCCCCCCUCACCUCCACAUACCUCUCCCCCUCACCUCCACAUACCUCUUCCCCUCCCCUCCACAUACCCCUCCUCCUCACCUCCACAGGCCCUCCCUCCCCUCACAGGCCCCUCUCCCCUCACAGGCCCCUCUCCCUCCCCUCCCCAGGCCCUCCCUCCCCUCACAGGCCCCCCCUCCCCUCACAGGCCCCUCCCCUGGCCACGGUCAGCCCUUUGCUUCCCAGAGAUGAAUGUUCUUCCACCGUUACUGGGCUCCUCUCUUCCUUUUAUCUCUUCACACUUCUGUCACUGUAGCCAGUAUCUUGGUGGCUUUGACCUCUGCUUCCUCCAGCAGGUCUUUCUCUCCCCUCCCCUCCCCGUCCCCUCUGAGAAGAGCCAUUUGUAACAGUACUGAGUAGGUUCUGUGGCCUUUUCUUUCCUUCCUGGUACCCCCUACUUCUCCCCCAAUUAGGAGUCCAUGUUCUGGGGAAGGGGGACUGGAAGAGAAGGCUCUAAUUCUUCUAGAAAAUUCUCUAGUAGGCCUGGACUUGAACUUCUUCCUGGUCCCUCGUGUCAUCCAAACAGCUCCUACACAGUCGGGCUUGACCUGGGCUGACUAUCCACUUUGUUUUUAACUGUUGACUCCCUUCCCCCACUGGCCUUCCCAGAAUAUCUUUCAAGUUCUCCUUCCCAGGGAGCUCUGGGGGAGGGGCUGCUGUCUUGGCUCUAUCCCCAGUGGCCACCUUGGAAACGUCAGCUGCCUGGGGGGACUCCCUGAGCCCAGAUCUACCCACCCCCAUGCUCUCUCUGGCUUCUCCUCGCAAGUUAGUAACCGAUCACUCACUCACUUCUCCCUUUCUGCUUUCUGCACGCCAGCCUGAAAGCCUCCGACACCCCCCCUCUGGCCCAGCUCCGAGUUUCUGGGCUCCAUCUCCUUCAGACUCUUUUGCCUUUAAAAAACAAACAAACAAACAACUCCCAUAACUCCCCUAGAAUGUUAAGUAAGAGUCUCCUGCUCUGAGUUUUCUUCCGUUGGAGAGGCAUUUUCCUCCGGUUCCUCUGCUUGUCUUUAUCCUUCCUAACCUCCGCCUUCUUCGUUAACACUGCGGCCCCCCGCAUCCCACCCUCGAAUGGAUCCUUUCCUCUUCCCUCCCACUGGAUCUGUGUCUUCCUCCCUGGUGUGCCCGGGUUCUCCCGCCCCUUCAUCUUCCCAGUGGUCCCCCCGCAGUUAUUUAAUGCCUGUGUCAGAUCUACUGUAAAAAGGAUGAAGUACAAUAAAAUGAGAGUGAUUAUAUAUAUAAAUAUAUAUCAUACACAGA
Molecule: messenger RNA, 3307 nt
Organism: Peromyscus maniculatus bairdii (prairie deer mouse)
Lineage: Eukaryota; Metazoa; Chordata; Mammalia; Rodentia; Cricetidae
Gene: Atp1b2
Product: ATPase Na+/K+ transporting subunit beta 2
Biological process (GO): intracellular potassium ion homeostasis; potassium ion import across plasma membrane; sodium ion export across plasma membrane
Cellular component (GO): sodium:potassium-exchanging ATPase complex
Molecular function (GO): ATPase activator activity
Source: RefSeq, a predicted model, not a curated record